Messenger RNA from Ooceraea biroi (clonal raider ant), 792 nucleotides. RefSeq lists its product as uncharacterized. NCBI's taxonomy places the organism in Eukaryota, Metazoa, Arthropoda, Insecta, Hymenoptera, Formicidae. The record is from RefSeq and is a predicted model, not a curated record.
AUGACAACCAGUAGUUUAGCUAGGUGUUAUGGACUUCCAAAGAUCCACAAACCCGGUUUUCCAUUAAGAAUUAUUGUUUCCGCUAUUGAUACUCCAGAAUACAAUAUUGCUUACUUUUUUCACAAAAUCUUAACAGAUUCCAUUCCUAAACCUGGAUCUUAUAUUAAGGACAACUGGACCUUUGUCAAAAAUAUACAAAACUUGAGCAUAGGACCUAAUGAAGAGCUUGUAUCUCUUGAUGUCAUCUCUUUAUUCACUAAUAUCCCAAAGGAGUUAGUGAAGAAAAGUAUUAAAAAGAGAUGGCAUUUGAUUAAUUCGGUGACAAAAUUUAAUCUUGAUCAGUUUCUUUAUGCCAUUGACUUGAUUUUGACUUCGACUAGUUUCAGUUUUGGUGGACAGUUUUAUAACCAGAUUUUUGGAUGCCCUAUGGGUUCUCCAUUAUCAUCCAUAUUGGCAGAUAUUAUUCUGGACGACUUAGAAUCUCAAUGUAUUGAAUCGCUUGACUUUAAAGUACAGACAUUUUAUAGAUAUGUUGAUGAUGUUUUUACCAUUUUACCAAAAAACAAAAUUCAGUAUGUUAUGAAUAUUUUCAACAGUUAUUAUCCGAGAUUGCAAUUCACGUGUGAAUUAGAGAACAAUAACUCUAUGAGUUUUUUGGACACCAUUGUCAUUAGAGUAAACAACAAAUUAAUUACUAAUUGGUAUCGCAAACCGACUUUCUCUGGUAGAUAUGUUAAUUAUUUCUCGAGUCAUCCACUGAAACACAAGAUCGGUGUUAUAAAUGUUUGGUAG